This is a messenger RNA of Brassica napus (rape), 877 nucleotides long. RefSeq lists its product as uncharacterized. Bases 100 to 780 code for a protein of 226 amino acids. NCBI's taxonomy places the organism in Eukaryota, Viridiplantae, Streptophyta, Magnoliopsida, Brassicales, Brassicaceae. The record is from RefSeq and is a predicted model, not a curated record. The transcript is spliced from 5 exons.
AACAUUUUAAUGAAAUCUACUUGUCGGAAAAAAAAAAAAAAAAAAAAAAAAGGGUAAACAAAGAAAGCAGCUCUUCUAGCUAGGAACCCAAAAAAAACUAUGGCGGCUCCUCAACUAACAUGUGUUUUACUUGUGGAAACUGAAUUCAAAGGUUGGCAAAAGACAUUACAUAAAAUAUUUGUGGGCAUUGAAGGUUUAGCGUUCUCCAUUGAUGCACCUGACUGGUGGCCACAUGGCGAAGGAGCUAAUCCUAUGAUGUUCACUAAGAAGUUGCUGUUUUUACGUGGCCAAGUUGAUCCUGUUGUCUUCAUUAAAAAGUUGUUUAAAGCCAAAAUUUACGCUAUGCUCUACAGGAUUGAUUAUGGACUUGAAGAGAAUCCACUAGGCAUCCGGAAACCUAAUAAUCAUUUUCUGAGAUUUAGAUUCGAGAUAGACAUGUUAGAAGGAAGUUGGUACAAGAAAAUCAUAGGAGCUUUAAAGACCAUCCAAGGUGUAUCAUUUACCAUAGAUGCACCAAGUCAGAUGGUGUAUAUGUGUGGCAACAUUGAAGAAGGUUUGCUCUUGAAGAUGUUAACGAAGACGGGCAUUCAAAUUUUGGGAAUGGACUAUGGUAAUUUGAAGCCACCUCCCAAGAAAGUUGAGGCUCAAAUAUCAGAUGGAACCGAGACACAACCCAAGAAAGACACAGAGCCUCCUCCUCCUCCUCCUGAGAUUGUUGUUACGAAACACCAAGCCAAAAACAAGAAACCUCGUGGUUUUAGAAGUUUUUGUUGUUCAUGAAUCAUGUCAGUCAUUAGAACAUAGCGUCCUUGUUUUGGAGAACCAAGGAAACAAAAACACUUACUUUUAUCCCAAAGUUAAAAAAAAAAUUCACUUG